AGCACGAUGUUCCUGGUGGGACUGUCGGGUGGGAUCGCAUCGGGGAAAAGCACGGUGGUGGCCAUGCUGCGGGAGCUGGGCUGUGUCGUGAUCGAUGCCGAUGUUAUAGCCAGGCAGGUGGUACAGCCCCACUCCAAGGCCCAUCAGCAGAUCCUGCAGCACUUUGGCACCGAGAUCCUCCUGGAGAACGGCGAGAUAAAUCGUGAGGCUCUCGGAAACAUUAUCUUCUCCCAGCCAGAGAAACGGCGGCUGCUGAACUCCAUCACCCACCCUGAGAUCCUGAAGGAGAUGCUGAAGCAGGUCCUGAAGUACUUUAUACUUGGCUACCACUACGUGAUCCUUGACAUCCCUUUGCUCUUCGAGACACACGGAUUGACCAGGUUUAUGAAAUACACAGUGUUGGUUUAUUGUGAUCCCCCAACGCAGCUGGUGCGGCUGAUGAAGAGGAACGGGUUGGGCGUGGCCGAGGCCGAAGCCCGGAUCAGCUCCCAGCUGCCCCUGGACGAGAAGCGCAAGUGGGCGACGCACGUCAUCGACAACUGCGGGGACCGGGAGAGCACCCGCCGGCAGGUGCUGCGCCUGCACGUCCACCUCGAGGAUUCCCUGCAUUUCCUCUGGGCACGGCUGGCGGUGGGCACGGCUGUGGCUGGGCUCGGAGGGCUGGUGUUCCUCCUCAUCAGGCAUUUCAUCUCUUAA
This is a messenger RNA of Cinclus cinclus, 696 nucleotides long. RefSeq names its product dephospho-CoA kinase domain containing (gene DCAKD). The coding region runs from base 7 to 696 and encodes 229 amino acids. NCBI's taxonomy places the organism in Eukaryota, Metazoa, Chordata, Aves, Passeriformes, Cinclidae. The transcript is spliced from 4 exons. The record is from RefSeq and is a predicted model, not a curated record. Gene Ontology annotation, molecular function: ATP binding; dephospho-CoA kinase activity. Gene Ontology annotation, biological process: coenzyme A biosynthetic process.